AUGAGAAUUCACACUGGAGAGAAACGGUUUACUUGCCAGCAGUGCGGAAAGAAUUUCAAUCAAAAAGGACACCUUAUUAACCACAUGAGAAUUCACACUGGAGAAAACCCAUUCACCUGCCAACACUGUGGAAAAAGAUUCAAUCGUAAAGGAAACCUGGAAAUUCACAUGAGAAUUCACACUGGAGAGAAGCCUCACACCUGCAAGCAGUGUGGAAAGAGUUUUGCUGAAAAAGGAAGUCUUAAAGUCCACAUGAGAGUUCACACUGGAGAGAAGCCAUUUGUAUGUGGUCAGUGUGGAAAGAGUUUCAGAUAUAGAGCAGCCUUUAAUCGGCACAUGAGGAUUCACUAA
Messenger RNA from Sinocyclocheilus grahami, 351 nucleotides. Its product is annotated as gastrula zinc finger protein XlCGF57.1-like. The coding region runs from base 1 to 351 and encodes 116 amino acids. The record is from RefSeq and is a predicted model, not a curated record. Gene Ontology annotation, biological process: regulation of transcription by RNA polymerase II. Gene Ontology annotation, cellular component: nucleus. Lineage: Eukaryota; Metazoa; Chordata; Actinopteri; Cypriniformes; Cyprinidae. The transcript has a single exon. Gene Ontology annotation, molecular function: DNA-binding transcription factor activity, RNA polymerase II-specific.